CCGUUUCCGAUCGUGAUUUUCCUCCUCCACUUUCCUCCUCCGCAGCAUUCCUUAUGGCCUAUUUGAUUCUUUUAUAGAUUUACGAUUGAAGAUUGGAGAUUGUGCAGCUUACGUUCUUGGCAAUCAAACUGUCGCUCUCACGCGCUUUUAGAUCUCUUACUCGCGCUCUUCCUUCGCGACUUCCGGUCGGAACAGCGAACCCGCUUUCGAUUGCUGAUAUGUCGUGGCUCCAUCGGUUGAAUCCUACGCCGGGCUUCCCACCGCAUACGGGACCGUACAAAGUCGGCUCUGUGGAUGUAGAAAUACCCACGAGCGACCUGGACAGCCCGAGUGCGGAUGCGCCUCCUGCGGAUCUGCCAACUGUCGCUUUUCGCAUCUUCUACCCGUGUAAACAGGACAGCAAUGAGAAGGCUGUGAGAUGGAUACCUAGCCCGCAGAGGGAAUAUAUUAGUGCUUAUGCGAGGUUUCUGGGGGCGAACAGCGCGUUUGCGAGUGUUUUCUCAUUAAUGCCACAACUACUGUAUUACAUUUCUAUGCCCGUACACCAAAAUGCCGAGCUCCUCGCACCCCCACCCAAGUCCGAUCGAUGGCCCGUCAUGAUGUUUUCCCACGGUUUGGGAGGGACACGGAACGCCUAUUCGCACAUCUGCGGCUCACUUGCAAGUCACGGAAUCGUAGUAGUGGCAGCAGACCACCGCGAUGGCAGUUCGCCUCUCGCCAUCCACCACACACCGGAAGAGAAGCAGAAGACGAAGCGAGUCGACUACAGAUCGAUCGCUCACAAGGCGAGCACAGAAGUAUACGAAGCCAGGGACGAGCAAUUAAAGAUACGGCUAUGGGAGUUAGGCAUGGCCCACGACGCUCUAUUGAAGAUCGACGAAGGACGUAAACUCAAGAACGUAGCCCAAGACCAACCCAAGGGAAGAAACAUGCUCAGCAUGUUCUCCAACAUCCUCAACAUCCACGAACCCGGCUCCAUGAGCUACGCAGGCCACUCCUUCGGCGCCUGCACAAUGGUUCAAUUCGUAAAAUCCGUUUACCACCGCUCUUCAACCCCAGCCGCAGGCUACAACCCUCUCUACACCCCUUCCGAAGACUCCAGCCUAGUCCAACAAAUAACACCACAGAACUCCGUCACCCUCCUCGAUCUCUGGACGCUUCCCAUCCAGAGCCCCGCUACAAACUGGCUACGCUCUAAACCCAUGCCCUGCUACGAUUCCCCCUCUGGCGGCAAGAAUCUGCUAGCCAUCGCCUCUGAAGGCUUCUACAAAUGGUCCUCCAACUUCCGCGAAACGAAAUCCAUCUUAGCUCCUCCCUCAUCCUCACAGUCGAAAUACAACAACCAACCCGGCCCCCACAUCUUCUACCCCAUUGCCUCGGCGCAUCUCUCGCAAUCCGAUUUUGGCGUCUUGUUCCCCUGGGUUACAACCAAAGUCUUUGGCGCGAAAGAACCUGAGCGUGUGUUGAGGCUGAAUACACGCGCGGUGUUGCAGAUGCUGAGAGAGAAUGGAGUCAGGGUUGCGAAUACGAGUGCGGAGGAUUUGGAAUUGGAUGUGGAGGCUGGGCCGGCGAAGGGCUGGAACUUGGUCAAUGACACUACUAUCCUGAGUCGUACGAAGGACAGUGUGCGGGGAUGGGUCAAUAUUUCGGUGGAUGGGGAAGAGGACAGGGUAGAGGAGAAGGUGAUGAGCCCGUUGGAGAAGGUUGGAAGUGCUGGGAAGGGACCGGGGGAUGCUAUGGUUGAGGGGGAGGCGCUUGGGCAGGUUGUUGAGGGGAAGGCAUGAGUUGUUGA
Messenger RNA from Alternaria rosae, 1792 nucleotides. Its product is annotated as platelet-activating factor acetylhydrolase. The transcript has 2 exons. Gene Ontology annotation, molecular function: 1-alkyl-2-acetylglycerophosphocholine esterase activity. The coding region runs from base 219 to 1784 and encodes 521 amino acids. NCBI's taxonomy places the organism in Eukaryota, Fungi, Ascomycota, Dothideomycetes, Pleosporales, Pleosporaceae. The record is from RefSeq and is a predicted model, not a curated record.